Molecule: messenger RNA, 660 nt
Organism: Blepharisma stoltei
Lineage: Eukaryota; Ciliophora; Heterotrichea; Heterotrichida; Blepharismidae
Source: the annotation of a GenBank genome assembly
AUGCUAAAAUAUUUGAACGAAUUCAUCUCAAUUACUUAUAACAUGCGCACAACUAAAAUAGAAAAUAAUAAAAAUGACACUUUGGCUGCACUACUAUCUUACUCAUUUAAUAGUUAAAGUUAAAAGGUUAAAUUGAUCAUAAGCGGGCAAGCCCACUAAUCUUUGCCUCUCUUUGGCUCUAAAAUAGCAUCCUCUACUGCCCCAUGAGGCAAAAGAGGAAAAUGAAAGGCCUCUAUUUUUGGAUUCCGAUCUGAUCCAAUUGUUCAAGGGAUCGGCUCCCUAGGCAGAGCAACCGUUUGUAGAGGCCCCUAUGGUCCCAAUAAGGGAAGACCAUGUGGUAGGCAAAACUUUCUGCCCAUCUGGCAGGGAAAGGGAAAGCCUUCUGGGGGAGAAACAGCUUCCCUCUUCAGCAAGGCAUCCCCAAAAUUGAAGGUCUACUUCAAAAGGGACAGACGCCCUGCUUUCAGCUUCAUCGGGAUUAUUCCUACCUGCUCAAUGGGGAGUGCAUUUGGAGUUCAAUUUUCGUCAAUUCACCAUUUUAUUUCUUCAUUUAAUGGGCAUCUCAUAUUAAUGCAGCACCUUAAAUAUGUAUAUUCUGAUAGCAAAAAAGUUUAUUUUGGCUUUAAUAUCAAGGCUUUGAUUCCAAGGCAAACAGCAUAG